Molecule: messenger RNA, 1977 nt
Organism: Pygocentrus nattereri (red-bellied piranha)
Lineage: Eukaryota; Metazoa; Chordata; Actinopteri; Characiformes; Serrasalmidae
Gene: ssuh2.2
Product: ssu-2 homolog, tandem duplicate 2
Exons: 13
Coding region: 59-1216 (385 amino acids)
Source: RefSeq, a predicted model, not a curated record
GGUGAAAAUCGUUUCCGCAGAAGUGAAACUUUAAUCGAAAGAGAAAACACUGCACAACAUGGACAGAAGACAUCUGCUGAGCGACCAGGAUGAGCCCACAGCAGGGCCAGCCUAUCACCAUCCUGCUGCCCCUACUGCAGGUCAGUGGACAGGUGCCGGGGCAGAGGCCACAGCUCCUCCUACAGAAGACAUGCCCACAGUGCCCGGUUACGAAAACUUAGGCCCUGGUUACAAUGAUGUUCCACCCCCACCAGGAGGAUAUCAGCAUCCUCAGCCACCAGCUAGCACACCAACCAGACACUGGGACAUUCCUGCCAUUUCUGAGGAGCUUGCCAGGGAGGCUUUCACUGACUAUGCCACCAGCAGUUGUUGCUACAGCAGCAAGCCACCCAAAGAGAUGGUCUUAACAGACUUGCAAGCACUUAAUACCUAUCGGUAUCGGCUGGAAACGUUCACAGAGUCAAGAUCCACCGAAUGGGCCUCCGAACCAUAUAAUGGCCAGUUAGUGGAUGGAAUGAGUGGUGUAGCUCCUGGCCCGUGGGACGUGGCUGUCUCCGUACCUACUCUGUUUCUGGAUUCUGAAAUGGAUAUUCGCAUCCCGCAUACAGCCUCCAUCAAGGGCUGUCACUCUUGCCUGAAUCUUGGCAAAUCUGCAUGUACUCGAUGUGUAGCAUCUGGCAGGAUCCAGUGUGAAAUGUGUGGGGGCUCUGGGGCAGACACGUCACAUCAACGGUGCUGUUCCUGUAAUGGGCUGGGUAGAGUUAAAUGUAGAGACUGCUCAGGAGUUGGAUCAAACACCUGUGCGACCUGUCAAGGAAGGGGACAACUCCUUUGCUAUGUCAAGCUGAAAAUUAAGUGGACAAACAAUAUUUAUGUGCAGGUGAUGGAUAAGCGCUCAGGAUUCCCUGUUGACCUUCUUGAUUCUGUUGCUGGAGAAACGCUUCUUGCUGACAUGAAUGUACUGGUCUAUCCAGUCAGCAGUUUCCCUGAUGAGGCAGUAAACACAGCUUCAAGGAAAGCUGUGCAGGAACAUCAGGCUCAGUUCUCCACCACCUGCCGUAUCCUACAGCAGAGGCAGACCGUCGAGCUGAUCCCUGUCACUCGAGUCCAUUACGCCUGGAAAGAGAAGACGCACAUCUUCUUUGUGUACGGAAUUGAGCACAAGGUCUUCACCAAGGACUACCCUGCCAAGUGUAUCUGCUGCACCAUUUCUUAGGACUUUUAUUAUAGCACUGUUCAUGGCUGGCAUCAUUCAUCACUUAUUCAUCUCUGUUUUGUAUUGUGUCAGUAGUUAAACACAUAAGACAAUGAAUUGCGGUCUGGUUUAUAGACUUUUUUACUUUGUUUCAUUUAGCAUUUCAAGUUAAAAGCCAAAACAUUAACAGUGAUGUGGGAGGAAAAUGAAUCUCAUUAUGUUUUGUUUGUGAUAGUAUGUGCUUUGUGGUUAUCCACACCUUUGACUUAUGGGAUUUAUGAUUAUAUUUUAGACCAAAUGUGCAUCAAAAUAGAACAAUAAUUCAUUUUUCUAUGCUGUGCUAAGUUCCUAUCUUGUAGUUAUGUAAGUUACUCGGGUUCCUUAUGUAGUUUUUUGACUUAAUAUUUUUGUUGUUUUUGUAGUUAUUUUGUAAAAUUGAAAUGGAAGUUUCAUUUUUACUGUAUUUCACCAAAGUUACAAUAAUUUUACCCGAGUUUGGGUUUAGGCCACCGCUGGCUGGCUCUCCCAUUUCAAGUGCAUUGUUCAUUAUGAGUCACAUAUAUAUUCAUAUUCAAAUAUUUACAAUUUUAACAGUGAGUUUGUGUUACAGUCACCCAGCUUUAAGACACUAUGUUAAUUAAAUCUAUUAUUUUUUAAAUGUGGUAUCAUUACAUUUCCUCAUAUUUUGUAAAAGGUUAUAGGUUGUCAUUUUAAAGAAUAAUCAUGACUGUUACAAUGAUCCAAAUGACAGCAUGAGAAUAAACCAGACAAAUAUUAUGUAA